AUGGAGAACAACCUCAAAAUAAUCUACAAUAAUACCAACAAGGUAUGUCAUGCUAUUCUGUGAUUUGAAACAACCCGUGAGAGAGCGUUCUAUUAGUUCUUUAUAAAGCUACUAACGGCGUUUGAUGUUUUUCUAGUAUCAAUAUGUCUUUACGCACAACCCUAAGCGAUGUCUUUAUAAGUAACAGUGUUGGCUUUCCGAACGAGGCCAAAAUCUGCAAUUUCCACCCCUAUGCGAGACGACGAGUAUCCACACGUCACUUUAGCGGUAUCCUCAUUUAUUUCGCUUUGAAAUUAAUAAUGAAUCAAUGAAUGUCGUAUGUAUUCCCGUUUUCCGAUUGAAUUAAUGGAGACAUGCUUAUUUUUUCAGGGGCUUCUCGCACUAGCUUACGAUUCCGUCGAAGUUCUAAAACGAGCAUUGAACGAACAGCCAUGCUCUUCUAUUAAUGGCACGGCCGUUACUAUGAACGAUACAGCUGAAAUAUUAGCUUGUAUAAGAAAGGUAACCAGUGUUGAAAGGUAUUGGAACGGUAUCAUAUGAAAGUCUGAAUCUAACUCUUUUCCAGAAAUUUUUGCCCGGAUGAAACUGAUUACGACAACUGGAACUUGAAUCUCAUUUAACUCCGGGUGGCAAUUUAUGGAAGCUAUAAUUUUUUAGUUAGGUUAGCAAAAACCCCUUGACUCCAUGGGUUAUCUAGAACUAUGUCAUUUAUUAAAAAGGUAUUUCAAGGUAAGGGAGCUUGACUUCCAAUAAUGAUUUAAAUUUUUCAUUUAUUAACUAGUCUUAUUAUUCAUUCAAAAUACACGAGGAGCCGCAAGCGGUGAUAUUUUUGCACGGCAUCUGGCGGCAUAUCAAAGAAUUUGGAAUUGAAGGGCAAAUUCCUAGAAUAUCUUCGCCAGUUAAGCUAGAGAAAAGUUUUUAAAAAACCUCAGGAUCCAAAACAACACGUCAAUCAAAAUAUCACUUGGACCUUUUCGCUAAUGAAGAGCUAUCACGCGGCUAAGCUUGAAUUAGACAUAUAUUGAAAUAGGAACUCGUGUCAAUAAAGUAUCAGAAGUGAGUGGGAAUCACUUCUGGUUAAAAAACUGGUUCACAGGGAUAUGCAUCUCUUCUAGUUAAGAGAAGGGAAUCAGAACUGCUUUUCAUGCAGGAACAGGUUUUCUUCGGGCUAACUACAAAACUUCAGCUUAUUUCACUCUUGACAUUGUCAAAGCGCAUUUUGUAAAGAUAACUUUUUCCGCUUUAUCAGCUUUUUUUAUAUUCUAUUCCAUUAAUGUUUAACCUCCCUCAAAAAGCCAAAUAAUAUAAACGCUAUUGUUAAAAAAAGCGUUUUACCUGUUUUCGUGACUUCGCAACCCAAAGAUCACUAUCCUCAAAGGACAGGGCAAAAUUUCCAGGAGAGAGGCAUUAAUUUUUUUUCCCACGAGGUUACAAAGAGAAAGUGCAAUGAUUAUUAUUAACGUAACCUUCAGGUAUGUUCUACCCACGAGGUUACAGAGAGCAUGCAAAUGCAGUAACAAUUAUUAGAUUUUAGUGCAACUAUCAGGUUGAGUUCCUCCAUUAAAAGGGGUUUUUGCUAGGGUUAAACAAGUUUGGCUUUCAUGAGUUUCAAGGUGCAAGAAAUUAUCAGUAUAAUUGUAGCACACAAACAUUGUCAUCUAAUUUUUCGCACGUAGCCGGAAUAAGUCAAGAAAUGAAGCAUAUAUAACGAAAAAUCGUCCUCAGAUGAUCUCCAUAGUAAGUAAACUAUACUAAACGUUGCGGAAGAAAUUAUUGUUUGUAUCCGUCUUAUCCAUCGUAAAAGCGAGGGGUCAUCGCUUGACAUCCGGUAUAUUAAACAGAGGUAAUACUCACGGGUUUCACGAGUUGUAUGCACUAUUUUUCGCCGAGUAACAAAUUUAACCUUCAAUUCUUACCUUACGGUAGUCCGUUCUUUUACCUUGCAUUCGACAACAAAGCGAACAAAGCGAUUCCGGCACUCUUCUUUAUGAUGAGUAGCAAGCCGCAGGAACUGAAGCCGCUUGACUGAAGUAAAAUCCACCGAUAUGUACGGCAUUCUCACCACAAAUAUAAACAAACGUCGCGGGGAAAAAAAAAAGACGAGGAGGAAAAAAUGCCAGAUCGUCGCCUCGGCAAUGUAUUCCAGCUACCAUGCCGGCGUAUCUCCAGAAGGUGGACUCGAAGUGGGACAACCUUGUGAUUUUUUUUAGGAGCCCUUUGCCCGCAAACUAAUUUAUUCUGGCGGGAAAUGAAGAUUAAUAUGUAUACUGAAAUCUAAUCCACGACAAGAAGAUUUUCGCACUGUAGCGCGACAUAUUAAAUGCCUAUUUUUACAAGUACGCGGAGAAAGUGGUCCACUAGUUUAACUUUUCUAAGAUGAAUUUACUCCACAAAAGCAAAAUGAAAUGUUUUAUCUCUAUGUUGUUUACGUACCUGAUUAGAAGGCAGAAGUAAAUUCAUCAUUCAGACCCCAUCAAAAUGAAAGUACAGGAAUGAAACGGAAUAAGUCUGAUACGGUUUAGUUUCUACUCAGCAGCUUCUUUGCUUCUAUAACAAAAAUUUAAUGUUGCAGUCUGUUUUAAACGUUGGCAUAGUAACGCGCACAGUCACUGAAUGAAAACAACAGUCACGAUCACGUUCUUCGAAACCGACCAGACGCGCGCGACCUACCACUGUUAUGGUAAGCAGUUAUCCUGAGGGUGUUAAUGUUCCCGUGACAGUCUUCGCACUGAAGGUGUAAAUGGUAAACCGAACGGUCGCUUUGAUCAUCAGAAAGACCUGUCAACUUUGAUGAUUUAAACUGAUUAAAUUACGGGACAGAAGUUUUACUGCAUGCGGCUCCUCGUGUUUCCCCGAUUCUCAUUGGCUAAAAGCACACGCAUAGUUCACCAUAACAAGCUACUGAUGACCAAAUUUGGAGGAAUUUUGCGUUUAAUGAACCGAUGGCGUCAAAAGUGUAGCUUUUUUGCAGCUUGUUCACCGAGAAGACCUGGGGACGAGGUUGAGUUGUUUUGGCUGUGAAAAUAAAAAUGGCGGACAUUUCAUUCCAUUUAAGAGUAAGAACUAGGCGAAAUAAUUGCUUAAAAAACAUGGCAAGAACAGCAAGAAGACAACUCGAAGGGCGACAUCUACUAUUUGGAGAAUAUUUACGGAGCUGAACAACCCUAACGUGCACUAUGCAUAUGGAAGAUGGAUCGAUGGAGGUAAGAAUGUUUUAGCCAUGUUUUUAAACUAGGAAUUAUUUUUAAUGAAUAAUAAAACAUUAUUGAAUUCGGUUUUCGCAUCAUAUGAAGAAUUAUGGAGAUCGAGGAAAGGUGUUAUCCGUCGAGGCCUUAUAACACCCUCCUCGAUCUCCAUAAUUCUUCAUAAGAUACUCAUUAAUUGUUAAUUAACUGCCCGUCCCUCCAUAGCUUUUAGUCUCUUGGCUGUCGUCACUUCUGUGUCUUCACCCAUGACCACUGUGUUUAACAGGUCGAUAUGAGUGGGAGAACAGGAAAAGUCAAGUUUGACGAGAAAGGAGGUAGAAAGGAGGUUAAUCUGGAAAUUCUGAACCUACAAAACAAUUCUUUUAGAGGAGUGAGUAUUCUCCAUUGUUUAACUUCCUUAUAUGGUGUGCUUCUAAUUGCCAGCAAAACUGCUGGCGUACAAUUCAAAGUAUAUCGCGUGUAUUCAAGAUACAGUGUAGGAGAGAAUACAUAUAUCGUGCCUUGAUUAUUGUUUCUUAGAAAACGGAACUUUUAUAGAAUGAAGCUAAGACAUUUAUUUGUUGUUCGGACCCAUAAUCGUAAUAUUUUGUUCCUUUAUAUAAUUUACUUCUGAGUAUAAAGAAACUAACAAUUACGAUUCUAGGCCUAGACACUGACUAGGCCUGGCGAGAGUGUAAGGCUUAAGGUAAUUAUUUUGAAUUCCUGUUUUUCGUAAGAACAGUACAAAACAUAUUUGUAUAGAACAUCUUUACCCAGUACAGUAUUUGCGUGUCUAAGAGUUAUUUAUUAUAUGAACUAGCAUUAUUGAAUGAUCAUAAUGAUUAAACUCCAUUCUCGCUCGUAGGUAGGUACGUGGAAUUCAACCACAGGUGUUACGAUGUUUGGAAAUAUUUCACGUAACUCAAAACCUUCAUCUACUGCAGAAACUUUGGAAGGGAAAAAGUUGAGAGUUGUCAUAGUGGAGGUAAAGAAGCCUUUAAUUAAGACUGUGAUUGCGAGAUUAGCUAUGGGUACAAAAAAUGAAAAAUAUAACACAGCAAAUUCGAAGCAAAUGCUAAAGGCCUGGGCGGGGUAUUAACUUGUAAGUCCUUGAGUAGAGGUAUGUUUAGUAAAAUGUUAUGAAGCCGGGCGUUAAUUAAUAUAAAUUGGUGUUUCUAUUUCUCUUUCUUCUCCAACACAGAAUGAACCUUUUGUUAUGAAGAAACAGGAUGGUGACAGCGUAUGGUAUGAAGGAUAUUGCAUCGAUCUUUUCAAAGAACUGGCAAAAAUUCUCAAGUUUACAUAUGAGUUCUACCCUACGCCUGACGGAUAUUAUGGCGCUAAAACGGAAAAUGGAACAUGGAACGGAUUGAUUGGAGAGCUAAUAGAAAAGGUAUAUAACUAUGUUUAUGAAAAUUUAUACCCAAAAACUUGUGACUUUAAGGUUGAGACUUCAGAAACGAGCACUAGAAGACCCUUGCAGGGGGGGGGAGGUACUUGGGUUAAUUUUUGCUGGGUAUGUGCCGCUGGCGUCUCAUUAUAGUCUGAUUUUCAAGAUUCAGACUUUUUUACAUUUAUUGCACUAUUUCAAGAGUUAACUAUGAAAAAAAAUAACAAUACAUUACAAAUUGUAAAAAAAGGCCAUUAAAUCAGUACGUAAAUCAUCAAAGUCUAUUCUGUGGUCAUAUUAUAGACCCCAUUUAAGUCACUUUAGGAAAAAAACGAAUUUUCGCCAUCCCAGCUUAGUUAUUUUCUGUUUAUGCAUCUACCUUAUAAGGCCUUUUCACUAGGUCAUUCUGACAUGAACUGACACAUUUGUUAAACUUACUGUGGUGUAAAUCUUUCUAUUUUUAAAUCCCUACUAACCAAGAGAAGAUAAAGGGGACAGAGAAGGCAUCCCCCAUACACACCCUAUUCCAUAGGUAAUUCGUCUCGAGUUAUUUUUAGAAUCGGGAUAAAGUUACCUCGCGCGCUGCGUGGAUGUUUCGUAGAGGUUUCGCAUGACUAAACGCCGUGCAAAACAUGUCGGGCGAAAGGCAAUGAAAGCGUAAAGAGAUCGAGAGCAUUUCUGAAUAUUGAAGCGAAAUGAGUCGGCGCUCACUUGGGAAAAGGGAAUCGCUGGACUCUUUGACAACCUGUGAAAUCAGUUUACUCGAAGUUGUCGUAACCUCAUUGCUUUAACAAAAUGAGAAAUUUCGCCGGUCUAUUGAAACCGGUCGCUUGUACAAUAAAGCAAUUAGGACCCCAAGUGUUAUUUUUGUUGAAUAAUAAAAGACUAAUAAAAGAAUAAAUAUCAAACCAGACGUUGCGCUCUUCGAACUGUAAAAUAUAAAUGAUCCUGAGAGAAUAUUCAGUGUGUUAAGGAUUUCCCUGCUGUACUGUUAGGUCUCUACAAGAGAGGAAGGGCGAUUCUUUUUUAAUUUCCGUUUGGCUGACACAGCUUUAGCAGAAAUCUCUCUGUAGUCGUUUUUGUCGACAAAACGAAUAGCAAUAUCGCUGUUCGUGUCUUCCGCCAUUUUGCUGUGCGUCAAUUCGUGAAGGACUCGUGGCUCUGAGCGUGGGUCAUCCACGCGGAACACAUUCGCGCUAUGUGAUUGGCUGUUGUCUAAUCCCCCUUGGGAUCUGUGGUCCUAAAAACAACUCGAGACAAAUUACCUAUUGAAUAGGGUGUUUAUGGGGGAUGCCUUCUCUGUGCCCUUUAUCCUCUCUUGCUGCUAACCUAAAUGUUCUGACCCCCAAAAUCCUGAGACUGCGCGACCCCAUUCUCAGUAAAACUUAUAAAAAUGCAACCUCAUAAUAGUCAAUCCAUUCGUGAAAAUGCAACCCCAUCCAGCGGUCCAUACCCAUUAGCCUAGUACUAGGAAGUACCCCCUUUCCCCCAAAGUAGACGACCUAGUCCGCUGUACCGAAAGCGAUUACAGUUGAAUCUCUCGUACGCGGGCACCCUCGGGACGCGAAAAGGUUUCCGCAACUGGAGCUGGCCGCUUACGGGAAUGUAUAAAUACAGAGUUUUAUGAGAGUUGAGAAAAAUGGAGUUUUGUCAAGGUGGCCGUUAGUAGAGCUGUCCGCUUACGAGAGUGUCCUCUUGGGAGAGCUUCAAGUACUAUACUUACAAAACACGGAAAUAACAACAACUGAGCUCCAUGACUGCUAGUUUGGAAUUCAAAGACAUACAUACAUACUUUGGUUGACAACGAUUUUUUGGGGUGUGAAAGAUGAAUUUUACAAAAUUAAGCUUGGAAGUCCAAUAUGCUGGCGUGACCCACUGCCCUCUAAGGGAGGUAGAGGCGUGGCCGGAGGUGAUGAGCUUCGGCUUACCUUCGUAACAAUAUUCUCAUAAACAGGACUUGCCUCUUUUUUUCUCCUUAGAGAGCUGAUGUAAUCGUAGCUUCACUAACUGUCACCGAACUUAGGGCGAAGGUGGUGGACUUCACUGUCCCAUUCAUGUUUUACACUAAUGAUAUUUUAAUGAAGAAAUCUUCAAAGGAAAACCAUGAUUUGCUGCAGUUCAUGAGCCCAUUUCACAGUAACGUUUGGUUCUGCACUUUGAGCUCGCUGGUUAUAGUUUCUGUGGCCGUGUUUGGAAUAAACUACUACAGUCCUUAUGGGUACAAAGACGAAAGUGGCCGUAGAACCUCGGAUGAAUUCAGCUAUUUCAAUAGUCUGUGGUUUGCUGUGGCCUCUAUGCUGCAACAAGGCGGUGAUAACACGCCACGAAGCUUAUCAGGUUUUUCCUUCUUCUCGUUCUUGUUGUUAAUUACUUUAAAGUUAAGUUAACUUAACCCACGGAAAAUAUGCAAAAUAUAAAAUCUAAGGAUAAUGAAAAGUACCAAGUUUCUUUGUUGACGGCUUUCAAUUGUCCUAAAAGCUGGAAAGUGUUUAAUUUAAUUAACUAUAUGACAAUCAACAUUCCCAACAAUACUUGCAGUGCUGUGAAGAAAAGGCAUUACUUCCUGCUGCCAUGUACUGCGAUCUUAAGCAACUGAGAAGGGCAAAAAGCAGAAUUUAAAAGCAUUGACCUUCCGCUUCGUCUGUUUUGUAGUGCUGGUUCAACAAUAUAUAUUUUUCUUUUUUUACUGUUCCUUUUACCUCAGGCCGAAUUCUGACCGGAUGUUACUGGUUUUGUAUUUUGAUCUGGAUCUCAACGUACACUGCCAAUCUGGCCGCCUUCUUUACGGUGAAAUACGCGGAGCACCCUAUUAACAACCUGGAAGACCUGGCAAAGUCAAAUUAUGAAACUGGAGUCAUUCAUUCAGGAGCAACUUACCAGGCUUUUAAAGAAAGCCAAUACGAAACACACAAAAAGAUUUGGCAUAGGAUGAAGGUUGCCAAUACCUUCCCCCCCAGCAUAGCUGAAGGUGUUCAAUGGGUCAGGGAACGGGAAAGAUUUGUUUUUAUUUCUGAAGGACCCACUCUUAGGCAUGCGGCUAAGGAGCCACCUUGUAACCUAAAAUCAGGUAAUUAUUCCACAAUCGUGGAAAAAUAG
This is a messenger RNA of Porites lobata, 7671 nucleotides long. NCBI's taxonomy places the organism in Eukaryota, Metazoa, Cnidaria, Anthozoa, Scleractinia, Poritidae. The record is from the annotation of a GenBank genome assembly.